AUGUUAUCGUUCAGUAAGGCUCUUUUCCUGGCAGGACUCUGUGCAGUCGAUGCAAUCGCUAUUCCAAAAAACUUAAAAGGAGACCUCUACGACAUUGGUACUCAGGAGCACCUUUUCCCCUUGCUAGCAGGCUCAGGACCAUAUUUCUCACAUCCUGAAGACUAUGGAAUUCCGAUAGAUCCACCUGCUGGAUGCGAAAUUUCUCAGAUCCAGCUUCUUGCUCGACACGGCGAAAGAUACCCCACCAAAAGCAAGGCCGCAAAGCUGUUCAAGACCUGGGACAAGAUUCUAAACUACCCCCGCAAUCUCAAUGGAUCGCUGUCUUUUGUUGAUGAGGAUUACGAGUUUUUCAUUCAAGAUAUUUCAAAUCUGGAGCAAGAAACGACUUUGGAGAACUCUGUGAAUGCCAUCAACCCAUACACGGGCGAGAUGGACGCGAAGAAACACGCACAAGAGUUUUUGGCCCAAUACGGUGAUUUUCUGGAGGACAAUCGUGAGUUUGCUGUCUUUGCCGCUAGUUCCAAGCGAGUCCAUGAUACCGCCCAAUAUUUCAUCCAUAGUCUGGGCGACAAAUUCAAUAUCUCGCUGAAUGUCGUGAGCGAGGAUCCUAGUUCGGGCGCUAAUACUUUAUCACCAGGCUAUUCCUGUCCUGCCUGGAAUCCAGACGAGAACGAUGAUAUUCUGGGUAACUUCUCCACGGAUUACUUGAAAGAGCUGGCAACAAGACUCAAUGGGGAAAAUCACGGCCUAAAUUUGACGACUAAAGACGCAUAUAAUCUUUUUGACUGGUGUGCCUACGAAUUGAAUGCCCGUGGUUACAGUGAGAUCUGUAAUGUGUUCACGCCCGAGGAGCUCAUUCACUACUCUUACUACAAUGAUCUGGUAGCUUACUACCAAGACGGCCCUGGUUAUCCAAUGAUUCAAGCAGUUGGGGCGCUAUACUUCAAUGCGUCGAUAAAGCUACUCCAACAGAGCGAGCAGCUCGAUCAAAAAGUCUGGUUGAGUUUCACUCACGAUACUGAUAUCCUCAACUACUUGACCACCGUCGGACUGUUUGAUAACGGAAAGGACCUAGAUCCUUCUCGCAUCCCAUUUACUGAUCAAGUUUUCCACAAAUCGUGGAUGAUUCCCCAGGGCGCUAGAGUCUACACUCAAAAAUACCAGUGUAGCAAUGAUUUUUUCAUCAGAUAUGUGGUCAACGACGCAGUGAUUCCAUUGCAAAACUGCUCAGAUGGGCCUGGUUUUUCGUGCGAGGCAAAAAAAUUUUACGAAUACGCAGACCAGAGAGUUGCCAGCCAGGACUUUUUCGAGGUUUGUAAUGUCUCUAGCGUCAGCAAUACUACGCAGCUGACUUUCUUCUGGGAUUGGAAUACCACUCACUACAAUGCGACGUUGCUGGACGAGUAG
Lachancea lanzarotensis is the source of this 1407-nucleotide messenger RNA. Its product is annotated as LALA0S15e01552g1_1. Gene Ontology annotation, cellular component: fungal-type cell wall. NCBI's taxonomy places the organism in Eukaryota, Fungi, Ascomycota, Saccharomycetes, Saccharomycetales, Saccharomycetaceae. The transcript has a single exon. Bases 1 to 1407 code for a protein of 468 amino acids. The record is from RefSeq and is a predicted model, not a curated record. Gene Ontology annotation, molecular function: acid phosphatase activity.